Messenger RNA from Eublepharis macularius, 1508 nucleotides. It is a transcript of the gene CHRNA9, whose product is annotated as cholinergic receptor nicotinic alpha 9 subunit. Bases 17 to 1477 code for a protein of 486 amino acids. The record is from RefSeq and is a predicted model, not a curated record. Lineage: Eukaryota; Metazoa; Chordata; Lepidosauria; Squamata; Eublepharidae. The transcript is spliced from 5 exons. Gene Ontology annotation, molecular function: transmembrane signaling receptor activity; acetylcholine-gated monoatomic cation-selective channel activity. Gene Ontology annotation, biological process: nervous system process; monoatomic ion transmembrane transport; signal transduction. Gene Ontology annotation, cellular component: postsynaptic membrane; neuron projection; synapse.
ACAACAUUUUCUCACAAUGAAAGCUGGCUUGGGCAUCCACACUUGCUGUGCCUACUUGGUUUUCUCCACAUGGAAAAUUGAGGGUACGCAGGCAGCACAAGGGAAAUACGCCCAGAUGCUCUUUAGUGAGCUUUUUGAGGACUAUUCAAGCGCUCUUCGGCCAGUGGAAGACACAGAGACAGUCCUGAAUGUCACCCUUCAGAUCACCCUUUCCCAGAUUAAAGAUAUGGAUGAAAGAAACCAAAUUUUAACAGCAUACUUAUGGAUUCGACAAACUUGGUAUGAUGCAUAUCUGAAGUGGGACAAGGAUAAAUACGACGGUCUGGAUUCUAUCCGAAUUCCCAGCAACCUCGUAUGGAGGCCCGACAUUGUCCUGUACAACAAGGCCGAUGAUGAUUUUUCUGAGCCUGUGAACACCAACAUUGUACUACGGUACGACGGAAAGAUCACUUGGGAUGCGCCAGCUAUAACGAAAAGCUCAUGUGUGGUAGACGUCUCUUACUUCCCAUUUGACAGCCAGGAGUGCAAUCUUACCUUCGGUUCAUGGACCUAUAAUGGUAACCAGGUGGAUAUAUUCAAUUUCUUAGAUAGCGGUGACCUCUCGGACUUCAUUGAAGAUGUGGAGUGGGAGAUUCAUGGCAUGCCGGCCAUUAAGAACGUGAUCACGUAUGGCUGCUGCUCAGAGCCUUAUCCAGAUGUCACGUUCACGCUUAUUUUGAAAAGGAAGUCAUCCUUCUACAUAUUUAAUCUCCUCCUUCCUUGCCUUUUGAUCUCUUUUCUGGCUCCACUGGGAUUUUAUCUCCCAGCAGACUCUGGAGAAAAAGUCUCUCUUGGAGUUACUGUUCUACUGGCUCUAACCGUGUUCCAGCUGAUGGUUGCAGAGAGCAUGCCUCCUUCAGAAAAUGUGCCCUUGAUCGGUAAAUAUUACAUAGCUACGAUGACGAUGAUCACAGCCUCCACAGCACUGACCAUCAUCAUAAUGAACAUACACUACUGCGGCUCAGGAGCCAAACCCGUCCCUCAGUGGGCAAGAGUGGUGAUUCUGGACUACAUGUCGAAGAUCUUUUUCGUUUACGAUGUGGGUGAAAACUGUACAAGUUUGCAACGAGCAGAAGAUCAAGACCCAAAGCUGAAUACAUAUCCAAGAGAGGAAGACAAACAUGAAGGGGGAAGGAGACCAGUUGUGAAGAUGAAAAACAAUGGCCGUGACCUCAGAAAGGAACCACCAGGGGGCACGGACGACGGGGGCAGAGUUCCAUGUGGGAACCCAAGGGACGUGGUCAGCUGCUGCUCGUGUUACAACGUACUCAUUAAGAAUAUUGAAUACAUUGCAGACUGCGUAAGGCGCCACAAAGCCAAUCAUGCAAAAGGAGUGGAGUGGAAAAAAGUAGCCAAGGUGAUGGACAGGUUCUUCAUGUGGGUAUUUUUCAUGAUGGUCUUUUUCAUGAGCGUUCUGAUCAUCGGCAAAGCCCUCUAGACGGAGACCGAAAGCAGGGCUGCGGCUGCAU